AUGGCGUUCAUGUUGAGAGCCUUCACAAAUAGCCUCCGGCGGACGCGACCGUCACCUAGGGAACUGUCCAGUAGCGUUGCGCAUUGUCUCCCUACAGAAACCCCAAUCGAGGAAGAGACCUUACCAUAUUAUCAACCAUCGCAUUAUUAUCCAGUCAAAAUUGGCGAUGUCUAUCACACCAGAUACGAAGUUGCGGGAAAGCUCGGAUAUGGGGCAUACUCCACGAGUUGGCUGUGUCGAGAUCUCCAAGUCAACAAUAAAUACACGGUACUGAAGGUCUCCACCUCAUUGCCAGAUUCUCCUACGGCGACAGAUCGUGAAUGGAGAGUGUAUGAGCACUUAACUAGGGUUGAUUCUUCGCACCCAGGGCAAUCACUGAUCCGCGAGCUGUAUGACUCGUUCGACCUCCAGGGCCCUGGAGGUACACAUCGAUGCCUGGUGCUGCAACCCAUGACUAUGACCCUCCUUGAGAUGUUGAGAUUGAAUCCCAGGCCGUUUGACCUCCCUCUGCUUAAAAUGACUGUCAAGCGGCUUCUAUUAGCGCUUGAUUUUUUGCACUCUGAGGCCGACGUUAUUCAUACUGACUUGAAGACGGACAAUCUGAUGCUCAGUCUGGAAGACAGCACUAUGCUGGCAGACUUCGCAACCGCGGAGUCUAUAGACCCAAGCCCCCGCAAGAUGAUUGACCAGUCACGUAUAAUCUACACCAGUCGAAAGUUUCGCAGGCCGACUGGAGGUAAAAACUACGGACUGCCAAUGUUAUGCGAUUUUGGCGAGGCAAGGAUUGGCAAGACACAAGAGUCGGGACCUUUCGUUCAACCACAUAUCUAUAGAGCGCCAGAGGUCAUUUUCGAAAUGCCUUGGGGAAGCGCCAUCGAUAUCUGGAACCUUGCAGGCCUCAUUUGGGACUUGUUCGAGGGGCAGCAUCUAUUCGGAGAUAUUUUCGAUCCCAGAGGUGGUCAUGAUCCGUUCAAACACCUGGCCCUCAUGGUAGCCUUGAUUGGGCCACCACCGAGCGAGUUUGUGCGGCGCAGCGAGACGACAGAGCAGUGCUUCGACCCCAGCGGUGGCUGGAUUGCUCAUGAUGAAGCGCCAGUACCUGCAGUUUCACUUGAUGUUCUGGAGAAGCGUCUUACUGGUGACGAGAAAGAGUUGUUCUUGGCGUUCAUUACCUCUAUGUUGAAGUGGAUGCCAGAGGAACGCAAGACAGCCAAACAGCUGCUUGAACAUCCUUUCUUGCUUUAA
Aspergillus luchuensis is the source of this 1245-nucleotide messenger RNA. Its product is annotated as putative protein kinase. The transcript is spliced from 5 exons. Lineage: Eukaryota; Fungi; Ascomycota; Eurotiomycetes; Eurotiales; Aspergillaceae. Bases 1 to 1245 code for a protein of 414 amino acids. Gene Ontology annotation, molecular function: ATP binding; protein kinase activity. The record is from RefSeq and is a predicted model, not a curated record. Gene Ontology annotation, biological process: protein phosphorylation.